AUGAUAAAACAAAGAUUAAUACCAAAUGGAAGAUGUUUAAACACCAUUACCAAACUAUUCAGCAAUAAUAUUACAAAAAAUGCUCACCCAAUCAGAAAUAUGUCAAACUUUAAGAAAUUCUUAAAUCCUUUUAAAUACUACCAAGAAAAUGCGGAUAAUCAAGCCAAAAGAAGAGUUAAAAAAGAAUUAGAGUCAGGUAUGCUAUGGGAUCUUAAAGAAAUGAUGAAAAACCCUUCACUAAAAGAAAUUGUUGGUUCACCAACUCUUAUUUCAGAAUCACAAGCCCAAACUGUACCAACUGUUAAAUCAAAAGAUCUAAAAGGAAAUCAAUUAAACUUUCCCGAUUGUCUUGAAACCGAUAAACCAACAUUAUUAAUUGUUACCUUAAAACCAUUUUUUUCAGAUAAAUAUGUUAAAAGUUGGUCAGAUCCAUUCAAAGAGCAAUUUCCAAAUAUUAAAGUUUAUAAUUUAGUUUUAGUAAAUCAAUUUUCGUAUCAAUUAUUAUCACCAAUUAUUAAGAGCACUAGGGCAGGAAAGAUUGAUAGUGUUAUCGAAUCGUGGAGUAACCAACCAUUCUAUAAUAUUAAAUCAUCAAAUAAUUUAUAUGAAGAUUUUUCAAUUUCAAAUCCAUAUAGUGCAUAUGUAUUUUUAGUUAAUGAGGGUAAAAUCCGUUGGCAAGCAUCCGGUUUAUCAACACCAGGUGAAGUUGAAUAUUUAAAUAAAUUAACUAGACAAUUAAUCGAAAAAAAGAAUUAA
Dictyostelium purpureum is the source of this 756-nucleotide messenger RNA. RefSeq lists its product as uncharacterized. The record is from RefSeq and is a predicted model, not a curated record. Gene Ontology annotation, cellular component: mitochondrial inner membrane. NCBI's taxonomy places the organism in Eukaryota, Evosea, Eumycetozoa, Dictyosteliales, Dictyosteliaceae. The transcript has 3 exons. Gene Ontology annotation, biological process: mitochondrial proton-transporting ATP synthase complex assembly. Bases 1 to 756 code for a protein of 251 amino acids.